Callorhinus ursinus (northern fur seal) is the source of this 2768-nucleotide messenger RNA. Lineage: Eukaryota; Metazoa; Chordata; Mammalia; Carnivora; Otariidae. The record is from RefSeq and is a predicted model, not a curated record.
AUGGCAAGAGAAGCGCAGCUCUGGGCGCUGGCUGACAGGGCUGGUCGCCUGCUCACGUCAUUACCAGCACCCUCCUGGCUAGUGGAAUCAGCUAGUGUUGUUUCAGGAACAAUGGGUAACCAAAUGAGCGUCCCACAAAGAGCUGAAGACCAAGAGAAUGAAUCGGAGACAGACGCUAACAAGGUGGCAUCUGAGAUUGAGUGUGGUCAGAACGGGACGCCGGUGAUCAUAUCGACCCACGACAUUCCAUUCUAUGAUGAAGUCGACUUGGGAAUAAGUGUCAAGGAGGAUAAUGUGGCCACUUCUUCCCCCAAGACAAUGGAGAUCAGCGCUGUUGCAGAUGCCAACGGAAAGAAUCUUGGGAAAGAGGCCAAACCCGAGGCACCAGCUGCUAAAUCUCGUUUUUUCUUGACACUCUCUCGGCCUGUACCAGGGCGUACUGGAGACCAAGCCACGGAUUCAUCCACUGGAUCAGUGAAGCUUGAUGUCAGCUCCAGUAACACUCUAGGGAACAAAGAACCAAGUGAGAGUGUGGCACUUCCGGUAGCAGCUGCGCUGGGCCACGACCCACAUAAAACCCCAGGCCAGAGCCCGGCCGGGGACGGAGGCUUCUCUGCCCCUUGGGGACCAGCGCCUGUCUCACCUGAGUCGGGAGGAGUGGCCCCCUCCAAGCCUAAGGACUCCAGCUUUUUGGACAAAUUCUUCAAACUGGACAAGGGACGGGAAAAGGCACCAGUCAACAGCCCCCGGGAAGCCAAGGGCGCAGGGCGUCAAGACCAGGCCCAGGAAGUUUCCGGAUUGUCCAGGCCAUCCGACGAUGUCCCUGCAGAGAGGGACAUAGUGGACAGCAAGGGGAGAGAAGGACACAAGAUCCCCACUGUGAGUUGCUCUGUCCCCGAGGACCCGGAAGAGCUGGAAACUGCAAAGGAGGACCCCCAGACCACAAAUACAACCGAGAAUAAUAAUUCCAUCAUGAGCUUCUUUAAAACUCUGGUUUCACCUAGCAAAGCUGAAACGAAAAAAGAUCUGGAAGACACGGGUGCUGAAAAGUCGCCAGCCACUUCAUCUGACGUCAAGUCAGACAAAGCGAACUUUAUAUCCCAGGAGAGCAGAGGGGAGGCCAAGAACCCUACAUCCACCAACACUACAAAGGAAGCUGCCAAGGAAAAGGGGGGACCCACCUCUCUGCCUCUGGGCAAACUGUUCUGGAAAAAGUCAGUUAAAGAGGAUUCAGUCCCCGCAGAGGAGAAUGUGGUGUGUGAAUCACCAGUAGAGGUUGUAAAGUCCGAGGAAGUAGAAUCAACCUUACAAACAGUGGAUCUCAAUGAAGAAGGAGAUGCCACACCCGAACCCACAGAAGUAAGAUUCAAAAGAGAAGAACGCAAACCACCGCGAACCUCCCUGAUGGCGUUUCUCAGACAAAUGUCAGUGAAAGGGGAUGGAGGGAUCACCCACUCAGAAGAAAUAAAUGGGAAAGACUCCAGCUAUCAAAGGCCAGACUCACCAGAGAAGGCGAUCACAUCCCCAGAGCCGGAGCCGGCAGGAGCAGACCAGAAGGGCAAAGAGAGCUCCUCCAAGGACAAGAAGGUGGUGGCUGAAGGGAACAAGCAGAAGAGCAACAAGCAGGAAGCCAAGGAACUGGUCCAGUGUGUGGAGCCGGCCGCGGGGGAGGCGAACUCGGUGCAGAACGGGGACAAGGCCCAAAAGAGACAGGAGAAGCGGCGACAGUCCCUCGGGGGCUUCUUUAAGGGCCUGGGACCAAAGCGGAUGUUGGACGCCCAAGUGCAAACAGACCCUGUAUCCAUCGGACCGGUUGGCAAAUCCAAGUAAACAAAUCACUACAGUUCCCACCAAGUUAUCCUGCCAGCAAGAUGUCUUCUCCCUACUCCAUUUCCUCCCCGAGCCCACUCCAUGUACAUAGUUUUCUUCUAACACCAUCAAAUGAAAUUCUGCCUACAAAUUAAGCCUGAGCUGUUGUAUAUCGAGGUGUAUUAUUUACGUCUCUGGUCCAAUCUUUUCCAGUAAAUAGCUGUCAAGAUGGUUUAGCAGGUGAACCAGUCAGGUGGGAAGACCUCGAUGGUUGCCAGGCAGCGGGCAGAGAGGUGGGGGAAUGCAUUCUGGGUAAGUUAUGAAAAAUGGCAGUGGCAAGUAAGUUGCAGAAGAAGAAUGCCUGUUGGAAGGAAGUAAGCUUUGUAGGAAAUACACGCUCAUCCUCUAAACUCGAGGAGGAGAGACAAAACUCUGUUUAAGUUCACAUUUCGAGGAGGAAUAGCAUGGGCUCCGUGGGGGAGGUUGCCAAUUUCCUGGAAUGGAAUGUGUGGGGAAUAAAAAGGGAAUGAAGAAGAGUUGCUUUUCGAAUAGGGUCCUUGAAAGUUAUUGAUGAGAAGGGAAAAGAUUGACCGCAGAGGGUUUGAAAUGCUUUGGGAAAACAAUUGCUUUUUGAAGCUCAGUGACAUUACAACUUCAAAACAAACAAACAAACAAACAAACAAACAAAAACCAGAAUAAAUGAAGUUGCAAGUUUACUUUGCAACACAAGGGGGCACUGAGGUCUCCAUUUUAAUCCUGCAUCCUGUAGCCCUAACAAAGAUUUGGUCUCUGCAAUCUUACAUUAUUAAUGCCUCUCAGAUGGCUGAGGGGCUUGCUUCAUCUGUUCUGUCUGACACUUAUCUCAAGUCUGUCUGUAAUUUCCUAAUGUUCUCAGGAUGUUUCCUGAUAAAACCCUCCCCAUAACCCCAGUUAAUAAAAAUUUUUGGAAGAUUAUUCAA